Messenger RNA from Mauremys reevesii (Reeves's turtle), 798 nucleotides. Its product is annotated as olfactory receptor 51G2-like. Lineage: Eukaryota; Metazoa; Chordata; Testudines; Geoemydidae. Gene Ontology annotation, molecular function: G protein-coupled receptor activity; olfactory receptor activity. The record is from RefSeq and is a predicted model, not a curated record. The coding region runs from base 1 to 798 and encodes 265 amino acids. The transcript has a single exon. Gene Ontology annotation, cellular component: membrane. Gene Ontology annotation, biological process: G protein-coupled receptor signaling pathway.
AUGCCAACGAUACUGGGCAUAUUCUUGUUUAACUCUAGGGAGAUCAGCCUUGAUGCCUGUUUUGCCCAGCUGUUCUUCAUCCACUCGCUUACAAAAAUUGAAUCCUCCAUGCUCUUGUUGAUGGCCUUUGACCGCUUCAUCGCGAUCCGUGACCCGAUGAGAUAUGCUUCCAUCUUAACCCUGCCAAGAAUAGGCAAGAUGGGACUGGUGUGUGUUCUAAGAGGAGUGGCCGUAAUGCUCCCACUCCCCUUUGUCCUGAAACAGUUCCGAUACUGUCGAUCCAAUGUCCUCUCCCAUUCCUACUGCCUGCACCAGGAUGUCAUGAAGAUGGCUUGUUCGGACAUCAGAGUCAACUACAUCUACGGCUCGUUUAUUACAUUCUUCACGGUGGGGUUGGACUCACUGCUCAUCUUUCUCUCUUAUGUGAUGAUCCUCAAAACAGUGCUGAGCAUCACUUCCCACGCGGAGUGCUUCAGGGCCCUGAACACCUGCGUUUCCCACCUCUGUGCCGUCCUGCUCUUCUACACACCAGAGAUCGGCCUUCCUGUGAUACACAGAUUUGGGAUUAUUUCUUCUCACUUUGCUUCAGAGUCUUCUGAGCUUCAUAGUCCUGCUGGUCCCGCCCCUGAUGAACCCAAUCGUGUACAGCGUGAAAACCAAACAUCUUCGUGUGAGGAUAAUCAGGGCAUUCGUCAAGUGAAGGGUCAGUUCAUCACCCGGCUCCAGCGUGGUUAUGUGGGAGAUGAAAUAUACGGGCCAGCUAUUCCAUCCUGGACCUUUACAUCUGAGACGACAUGA